Messenger RNA from Asterias rubens (European starfish), 588 nucleotides. RefSeq names its product kunitz-type serine protease inhibitor mulgin-3-like. The transcript has 4 exons. Gene Ontology annotation, molecular function: serine-type endopeptidase inhibitor activity. The coding region runs from base 119 to 445 and encodes 108 amino acids. The record is from RefSeq and is a predicted model, not a curated record. NCBI's taxonomy places the organism in Eukaryota, Metazoa, Echinodermata, Asteroidea, Forcipulatida, Asteriidae.
CAACAUAUCAAAGUCACCAUUUCAAGUUCUCCUGAAGACGAGCAGAGUAUACUGUUCGAAACGUCGAAACCACACCGGCUCUUCGCAGAGCCUUAAAGAGGUAUUUUUGUGCAGCAGGAUGUUUCGUUUAAGCGUUGCUCUUGUUGCGGUUCUACUGUUGCAGUCUGUGUUUGUUGUGGACUCGCUAAGGAAACGAAGACCAAUACCAAAACGUGUGCCGACGACACCAACAGUUAUCGAGGAGAACACAACACCGGUAGUGGAAGACCAGGAGGAUGUGUGUAAACUGCCUAAAGAAACUGGUCGCUGCAGAAUGUAUUUUCCGAGUUGGUACUACGAUAACGAAGAACAGACUUGCAAGACAUUCACAUGGGGCGGAUGUCAAGGAAACGGGAAUAGGUUUGAGACGGAAGAUGCCUGUAAUGAAAAAUGCCCCUCCAAGUAGGCUGUGAGAGAUGUUUUCAAUCCCUAUACAAACCAAUGCAGCCAAACAGAGGCUGAGGUGAAACGUAUAGUCCGGUAUAUUUUGUGUGAAUUCUUAAAGGAUUCGGGUACUUUUUUUCAAAAUGUCCAUAGAUUUACAUUAAA